CGGCCCCCUUGAAAAUGGAUAGAAGAAUGUGGAAUUUUAUGAUAUUACUUUGGCAUAUCAUGAUGAUGCUAAGUUGGGUAUGUGCAAGAAAUAUGCAUCAUCAUCUUGCAACAUCACAAGGUCUACUUGACCAAGGUAAUGAAUUGAAAUCUCCUAGAGUUCCUUUCUUCAAGCAAAAAGAGGGAAUUGGUGGAAAGGAAGCAGAUGAGGAAGUGCUAAGUAGACUUGGGUCAAGACCACCAAGAUGUGAGCACAGGUGUAGAGGGUGCGCCCCAUGUGUACCGAUUCAGGUCCCUACUGCCGGUGGUCAUGUAGUUACUCCUAAAUCAUAUACCAACUAUGAGCCUGAAGGCUGGAAAUGCAAGUGUGGCUCCAUCUUAUUUAACCCUUAAUUAAUCCCCUUCCCCUUCUACUUCAAAAAAAUAAAUUGUGUAUUUUGAAAAAUUAUAUAUAUGGAUGUCUGAUUAUUGCAAUGCAUAGUGGAAUUGUAAGAUUAGUAUAA
This is a messenger RNA of Erigeron canadensis, 502 nucleotides long. RefSeq names its product EPIDERMAL PATTERNING FACTOR-like protein 1. Gene Ontology annotation, biological process: stomatal complex development; guard cell differentiation. The record is from RefSeq and is a predicted model, not a curated record. NCBI's taxonomy places the organism in Eukaryota, Viridiplantae, Streptophyta, Magnoliopsida, Asterales, Asteraceae. The transcript is spliced from 3 exons. The coding region runs from base 15 to 392 and encodes 125 amino acids.